CCUCUUUCCCUGCUUGCUUUCUAGCGGCCGCCCGGGCCAUGGGGCUGAAGAGCGCCCAGAAGGCCCUCUUCCCGCUGCGCUCGGUCUCCGACGUGGUGCGUCUUUUCGAACUCGAGCUGCGCCGGGAGGAACCGGACCUGGUCCUGCUGUCGCUCGUCUUGGGCUUCGUGGAACAUUUCCUGGCGGUCAACCGGGUCCUGCCCACCAAUGUCCCAGGCAUCAGCUUCGAACCCGCGCAAGGGCCCGACAGCCUCACCUACUUCCCAGUGGCCGACCUGAGCAUCAUCGGGGCCCUCCACGCCCGGUUCACGGCCCAGAUCCGCGGGGCCGUCGACCUCUCCCUCUACCCCCGGCCGGACGGCUACUCCUCCAGGGAACUGGUCAAGAAGGUCUCGGACGUCAUUUGGAACAGCCUGAGCCGCUCCUACUUCAAGGAUCGGGCCCAUAUCCAGUCGCUGUUCAGCUUCAUCACAGGUACCAAACUGGACAGCUCCGGCGUGGCCUUCGCAGUGGUGGGAGCCUGCCAGGCCCUGGGGCUGCUGGACGUCCACCUCGCCCUCUCUGAGGACCACGCGUGGGUGGUGUUCGGCAAGGACGGCGAGCAGACGGCGGAGGUCACGUGGCACGGGAAAGGGAAUGAGGACCGGCGUGGCCAGACGGUCAACUCUGGCGUGGCGGAACGGAGCUGGCUGUACCUGAAGGGCUCCUGCCUGAGCUGCACCCGCCAGAUGGAGGUGGCCUUCAUGGUGUGCGCCAUCAACCCGUCCAUCGACCUCCACUCCGACAGUUUGGAACUGCUGCAGUUGCAACAGAAACUGCUGUGGGUUCUCUAUGACUUGGGCCAUUUGGAGAAAUACCCGAUGGCGUUAGGGAACCUCGCCGAUCUGGAAGAGCUGGAACCCACCCCUGGCCGACCGGAUCCCCUCUACUUGUAUCACCAGGGUAUCAAUUCAGCCAAAACGUACUACCACAACGAGCAUAUCUACCCGUACAUGUAUUUGGCCGGCUACCACUGUCGCAACAAAAACGUCAAAGAAGCCCUGGAGGCUUGGGCCGACUCCGCCACCGUUAUCCAGGAUUAUAACUACUGCCGAGAGGAUGAAGAAAUCUAUAAGGAAUUUUUCGACGUCGCCAACGACGUGAUUCCCAACUUGCUUAAGGAGGUGGCCAGCCUGGCAGACGCGGCGGAGGAGAAAGGAGCGGGUGAGAGGGGAGAGGCUUCGCCCUCUCCAGCGGGUGGAUCAGCCCUGCAGGACCCCGAGUGCUUCGCCCACCUUCUCCGUUUUUACGACGGGAUCUGCAAGUGGGAAGAGGGCAGCCCCACGCCGGUCCUCCACGUGGGCUGGGCCACGUUCCUCGUCCAGUCCCUGAGCCGUUUUGAUGGCGCGGUGCGGCAAAAGGUGACCCUGGUGAGCCGGGAAGUGGAUGCGAAUGACGACGACGACCAAGGUAGCGAAGACCCCCGGGAGGGCCGGCGGAGGGGCCCUCGCCGGGAAUCCAAGCCAGAGGAACCGCCUUUACCUAAGAAGGCCACCGAGCGCCGGCGACCGAGUUCCGGCCAGCGGAUGGACCGCCCCCCGCCGGAGAAGGACGAGGGCCCCGCCAGCGGUCCCAGCCCUCCUCCAGAAGGGCCGGUGCUGACCUUCCAGAGCGAGAAGAUGAAGGGCAUGAAAGAAUUGCUGGUCGCUGCCAAGAUCAACUCCAGCGCCAUCAAACUGCAACUCACGGCGCAGUCCCAGGUGCAGCUGAAGAAGCAGAAGACCUCCGCCCCUCGCGAUUACACUCUGUCCUUUCUCAAGAGGCCGCGCAAGUCUCUCUGAGUUCCACAGGCACCGGGAUGGCUCGGUGCCCGCCUGAGGACCUCACCACCACUACCCGUGGGCUCUCUGUAGUGUGGGCAGCCAUUUCUCUCCUUGAACAAAUCGGCAACGAGGCUUCCGGGCUGUCUUGGUCGACCAAACGAGGUUGUGGCGAAUUUUUGGCCUCCCUCUCUCCCCACUUGCGAGCGAGAGUCGGAUCCUGGGAACAACAAACCAACCCAGAGAUUUGGAGUCCUCAUUCAGGCAAGACCCCGGAGGAGCUGGCUGUUCCGCUCGCAUUCCUCGCUGGUGGCCUUGGCCGCUUCGGGUGCCCAUGGGCUUCUCCGCCCCGAGUUCGAGGGUCGCCAGGGUGCCUCGGAAGCCGGAGCCAGGGAGGAGCGCCGUGCGUAGUGGUAGAAGUGAUUUCGGUUUGUCUCAUUCUCCCCACCACCUCUGUUUAUACACCCCCUUUCAAUGUCCAGGGUUAGCUCUUGUACGGAUGGCCGUACAGAGAUUUCCGAAGGGUUUCUUGAGUUAAUAAAGUUUGUGGGGUUCCCUUCCUCCCCCCCAUAUAAAGAGUUUCUUUGGAUUGUUA
Molecule: messenger RNA, 2394 nt
Organism: Pogona vitticeps (central bearded dragon)
Lineage: Eukaryota; Metazoa; Chordata; Lepidosauria; Squamata; Agamidae
Source: RefSeq, a predicted model, not a curated record